Molecule: messenger RNA, 886 nt
Organism: Moneuplotes crassus
Lineage: Eukaryota; Ciliophora; Spirotrichea; Euplotida; Euplotidae
Source: the annotation of a GenBank genome assembly
AAAAUGCUGAAUUUACGGAAAAGAGUGGACAUCACGAGGAGGCUAGCUCAUACUUUCAGAUGCUUCAGUACGUCUGAGUCUGAUUUUACUGUGAAGGAAUUGGGCGAUGGAGUCACUGAGUUCUUGCUUGACCGCCCAGCUAAGCGGAACGCACUCUCUAAACUUCUAAUUGCUCAAUUCGAGGAUGCGAUUAAGGAAGUUAACUCUACGAAGGAUACUAGAGUUAUUAUUCUCAGAAGUUCAGCCCCAGGAAUGUUCUGUGCCGGUGCUGACUUAAAGGAGAGGAAAAGCAUGACUCCUUUAGAGGGAGAAAACUUCGUCAAAACUCUUAGAAGACUUUUCCAUGAAUUCUCAAGAAUCCAAUGCCCAACUAUUUCCUUAGUUGAUGGAGCUACUCUUGGAGGAGGAAUGGAACUUGCACUUUCAAGUGAUAUUAGAGUUUCAACUGAAAAAGCCAUUCUCGGAUUUCCAGAGACAAGUCUUGCCAUUAUUCCUGGAGCUGGCGGUACCCAGACACUUCCUAGAAUAGUCGGAGAGGCUGUAGCUAAGGAGCUAAUUUUCACUGCAGAAAGGAUUUCUCCAGAGAGAGCACUCCAACUAGGGCUAGUUAAUCAUGUUGAGAAAGAUUUUGAUUCAGCUUACAAGAAAGUUCUCGAAAUUGCUAACAAAAUCUGCUCAAACGGCCCCAUCGGCGUGCAAAUGGCAAAGCAGGCUAUUUCUCAAGGAAUUGAAGUAAGCAAGGAGUCAGGAUUGAAGAUUGAAGAGAUGUGAUAUGCUCAAGUCCUUCCCACAGCUGAUAGACUUGAGGGACUCAAAGCAUUUGCAGAAAAGAGGAAGCCAGUUUAUAGAGGAGAAUAAAUAUCCGGAUAUCAAUAUUCAAUACUAA